Molecule: messenger RNA, 2860 nt
Organism: Astyanax mexicanus (Mexican tetra)
Lineage: Eukaryota; Metazoa; Chordata; Actinopteri; Characiformes; Acestrorhamphidae
Gene: klhdc3
Product: kelch domain containing 3
Exons: 11
Coding region: 174-1322 (382 amino acids)
Cellular component (GO): cytoplasm
Molecular function (GO): protein binding; chromatin binding
Source: RefSeq, a predicted model, not a curated record
UGACCCCUGACCCGCUGGGGGGCGCUUUAGCGCAGCUGCUGCUGGACUCUGCUCCGGUUUUCUGCUCGGGUAGAAGCACAUAAUGAAGGACAGCAUGGCAGACAGUGAGGCCUGAUGGAGCUGGUUGUGGUGCGGCGGUGAUGCUGUAAGGUGACCGGUGUGUGCGGUGGGGGAUGUUGCGCUGGACGGUGCAUCUGGAGGGUGGCCCGCGACGGGUGAACCAUGCCGCCGUCGCCGUGAGCCAUAAGGUCUACUCGUUCGGUGGGUACUGCUCUGGUGAGGACUAUGAAACCUUACGGCAGAUCGACGUUCAUGUCUUUAACACAGUGUCUUUGCGGUGGAUGAAACUGCCUCCAGUGAGAACCGGAGGGAGAGAACAUGUGCGGGAAGUGCCCUACAUGCGCUAUGGCCACACUGCCGUAUUAGUGGACGAUACCAUUUACAUCUGGGGGGGCCGGAACGACACUGAGGGGGCCUGCAACGUGCUGUAUGCCUUCGACGUCAAUAAUCACCGCUGGUACACGCCCAAAAUUUCAGGGACAGUUCCUGGGGCGAGAGAUGGUCACUCUGCCUGUGUUUUGGGCAAAUCCAUGUACAUUUUUGGGGGAUAUGAACAACUUGCUGACUGUUUCUCUAAUGAUAUACACAAGCUGGACACCACCACAAUGUCCUGGUCUUUAAUCAACGCUACAGGAACUCCGGCACGCUGGAGGGAUUUCCAUUCUGCCACCAUCAUCGGGACGAAGAUGUUUGUGUUCGGCGGUCGGGCGGAUCGGUUUGGCCCGUUCCACUCUAACAACGAGAUCUACUGCAACAAGAUCAAAGUGUUUGACACCGAGACCAACAGCUGGCUGAACACCCCCUCCACACCGCUGCUGCCCGAGGGUAGACGCAGCCACUCUGCCUUUUCCUACAACGGAGAGCUCUACAUAUUUGGGGGCUACAACGCUCGCCUAGAUCGGCACUUUAAUGACCUCUGGAAGUUUAAUCCAGAGGUUUUCUCCUGGAAGAAGGUGGAGCCGAAGGGGAAGGGUCCUUGUCCCCGGAGGAGGCAGUGCUGCUGCAUGGUUGGAGAUCGCAUCGUUCUGUUUGGAGGAACCAGUCCAUGUCCAGAGCAGGGGAUGGGGGAUGAGUUUAACCUGAUGGACCACUCGGACCUCUACAUACUCGACUUCAGUCCGAAUCUGAAGACUCUGUGUAAACUGGCUGUGAUUCAGUUCAGUCUGGAUCAAUCGGGACUUCCUCACGACAUCAGGUGGGAACUGGCUGCCAUGACGACAAACAGCAACAUCAGUCGCCCCAUCUUCUCCUCUCAUGGUUAAGGAAGAACACACCAGUCGAACAGUUCCGGACCCUGCGGUCCUUCAGCCUGAACCCGAUUCUCUGAGGACUGCAAUUAACUUUCAGACUCGUUUCUUUCUGGAUCUCCGUUUUCUCCUGGGUCUCUUUUUGUCCGUAAGCCAAGCCCCUCCUGGUUCCUCCUGGUUUCUCCUGAUCUCCAGUGAUCCACACCAACUUUACCUUUUUUAAGGACAAGCCGCAGCAGUUCUCUCGGUGAAGAACAGGCUUCUGCAGACUUUGAAAUCAUCGUUUUGGUGUUCUGUGGUGUCCCGGGUGACUGUGGUUCUUUUACAGUUUUGCAGAGUGGAGAGGUUUUUCACGUUUCUGAACUUUUCUCAAUCCUUUACAGACUAUUUUUUCCGUUUUGAGCAGAAUCUCCUGAUGUGAGCUCCUCCUGGUUCCUUGGAGUAGAACGUCAUUAAAAAUGGAUCCGUUUCAGCAGGUGACCCUUCAGAGAUCAGUGUCAUUAAACACUGUUCCCUAGCAGAGGGCGGAUAUGAACUGAACUGACCAGAGUGCAGCAGGUGUGAGUGUGUGUGUGAGUGUGUGUGAGUGUGUGCACGAGUGUGUUCUCCCUGGUUCAGGUUUGUGUUCUCAGCUUUAGGGAUCUGUUUUUUAAUUUUCAGACAAAUAGUGUCUCAAUUUCUAUCUCCUGCAGCUCUCCUCCUCAAACAUCUGACAAAGAUCACAUUGGUUCUGAUGGUGCCAAAUACAGGCUACGUUAUGUAUGUGUGUGUGUGUUUCUCAGGAGUGUGUACAGUGAGUACAGGCAAAGGGUGUGUGAUGCAGCACAGAUCAAUUUAGCCAUUACUCAAAGCACAGGGUGUGUGUGUGUGUGUGUGUUUGUGCGUGUGUGUGUGUGUGUGUGUGUGUGUGUGAGAGAGAGAAAGAGAGAGAAUAUGUAACACACUUUAGAACUCCCUCAGGAGUGCAUUGUGCACUACUACCCUUUGAUAGCACUCAGUACCCACCAAACUCUUACAGAGCAUCUGCGGUUCUGCAGUUACCCCCUUUUUACUGUUACUGACCUGCAGAACCCUGACCUCCUGGGUCCUCAACCACCCAAACCUGAACCCCCACCUGAGUUCUGUGGUGCGGGCAGGUUCCGUGUCAGCACUAGUGCUCCAGAGUUCUGCUGCAGUUCUGAGAUUGAACUGAGAUUGCGUUCGUUAAUGGCAGGGACCUGAUAAAACUUUCAUCAUGAAGAAAAUCAAUAGGUGUGUGUGUGUAUGUAUACGUGAGUGUGUGUAUGCGUGUGUAUGUGUGUGGGGCCUUUGUAUUCAUCACAAUUGAUUAUUUUAUAUAUGCAAGUACUGAUAAUGGUGAUGUUUAAUAAUAAUAAUAAUAAUAAUAAAGGAUGGAGAUGCUGCUGAUCGAGGGUUUUGAUGAUGAUGAGGAUGAUGAUGAUGAUGAUGAUGAUGAUGAGGAUGAUGAUAAUCUGUAUGAAGGUCAGGUGAAUGCUGAUCUCUCUUCUGCUGUGUGAUUCAUUAAAGUCACACAACGUGCCUAAUCACUGUAA